This is a messenger RNA of Perkinsus marinus ATCC 50983, 591 nucleotides long. RefSeq lists its product as hypothetical. The transcript has 5 exons. The record is from RefSeq and is a predicted model, not a curated record. Lineage: Eukaryota; Perkinsozoa; Perkinsida; Perkinsidae. The coding region runs from base 1 to 591 and encodes 196 amino acids. Gene Ontology annotation, cellular component: mediator complex.
AUGGUCUCCGUGGCCCCUCGACGUGACACUGCCUUGAGUUUAAGAGUCUCCAAUGAGCGCUCCCUCGCAGCUCUCGUUUUUGUUUUCUUGUUUGACGUCCUACGCCUAGGUAGAGUUAUGGAGAACUGUAGGAACCCCGCAGUGAAGAUUAUCAUGCCCGACAUAGACAGCGACCUACUACGGUACGAUCCUUCGUCGACGAGCCUCAAACGUGAGAUGGGAAAACUGGUUGAGGAGCUGCCUGAAGCCAUAGGAAACGUCGUCAAUGGCAUGUCUACUGACCCAGCUACUGCGAGGGAUGGUCUUCGACAGUUUGAAACGUUGGUGAAGAGCAUGUAUCACGGCUUGGAGAUCCUGCGGGAACACGAGGCCAAGAGGCUAGCGCUGCAGUUGGCUCGAGAGCAAGUGGAUGACCUUGUGUCAACGCUCGGAGAUAUGAGAGCUGCAACCGAAGCAGCGAAAGAGGUCUUGGGUCCCGAGGAGAAUGACCAUCAGCAGUCAGCGGCUGCCAUUGAUGAGAUAGUGUCCGUUAAGACAGAAGGCUUAAGUACUGUUGAAGACCGUAGUCCAAAACGGAGGAAGAAACGGUGA